Molecule: messenger RNA, 2658 nt
Organism: Branchiostoma belcheri (Belcher's lancelet)
Lineage: Eukaryota; Metazoa; Chordata; Leptocardii; Amphioxiformes; Branchiostomatidae
Product: neutrophil cytosolic factor 1-like
Exons: 17
Coding region: 77-2350 (757 amino acids)
Biological process (GO): superoxide anion generation; gamma-tubulin complex localization
Cellular component (GO): gamma-tubulin ring complex
Molecular function (GO): superoxide-generating NADPH oxidase activator activity; phosphatidylinositol binding; protein binding
Source: RefSeq, a predicted model, not a curated record
CGAAAAGACUGGUGGGUAAUGCAAACCACGCGAGAUUUGGGUCAUAAUUUUUUGAGGUGCGAGAUUUGAGUUGAAAAUGGCGGAGGCGCGAACAAAUUCGGUCAGGGAGGCUAUGGACACUCUACAGGAGAUCUCCAGACUACUGAACACAGGUCUGGACUCGGAGACCCUGUCCAUCUGUGUACGUCUGAUUGAGCAGGGGGUGAACCCAGAAGCACUCGCCUCAGUCAUCAAGGAACUGAGAAGAGAACAGCUGCCCUCAUUGUCCUUCUAUUCCCGGAGCGGGAUCAGUGUGACGUGUGUUGCACGAAAAUUGUUUUGUCAGUCACGUUUCGAGCACUUUUUGUCUCAGCAGCAAGUUAACAAGAUGUUGGGCCUACUGCAAGCUGACUUAGGAGGUUCCAGCUGGUCCCUGCGGUCGGACGUGUCGGGCUCGGGCCGCCGGCUGGUGGAUGUACAGGUGGUGGGGGUGGAGAAGCGGUACUCCCCGCGUAGGCACCACGUGUAUAUCGUGUCGGAGCUGUGGUCUGACGGGUCCCGUCUGGUGGUCUACCGCUCCUACAGGCAGUUCCGUGCGCUACAUAAACAACUGAAAGAGAUGUUUCCCGUUGAGGCUGGCCAGUUCAGGGGAGAGGAUAAGGUGCUGCCCAAGUUCCCAAACAAGCCGCCCAGCCCAGUCCUCGGGAGGAAGUACUCUGUCGGGAGGUUCGCCUGUGUGCUGAAGGACCUACAGGCAUACUGCCAGGAUCUUCUGGGACUGGAUUCCAAGAUCGUGCUCUCUCCGCUGAUCCAAGGUUUCUUCGCACCUUCAGAUGACGACUUGAGUUCCUUCCAGAACAGUGAAAGACGCCAGAAGACCGUCAUGAUCAUCCCGACCGACGCCGCAGAGCCGGAGCAACCGCGGUCACCAUGUGAUCUGGAAAUUUCUGCUCCUCUGUUUGAUUUGGACUCCUACAGCGCAGUCGCAGACUAUAAGGCCGUGUCUAAAGGUGAACUGAGCCUGAAGGCUGGGGAAGUGUGUGACGUCAUCCAUACCACACCUUCAGGUUGGUGGCUUGUCGAGAACGCGUCGUGUGAACGGGGCUGGGUCCCGGCGUCUCACCUGGAGGCAGACGCACACGCUACUCCAGGCCAGGGCACAUCCCCUGCUGCAGGCCCGGAUAACCAGUCGUUAGGGAACCCAACUACACUUCCUGAGGCAGGAUCCACUAGUGACGGUGGACGGGAAGACCCUGCCCAGCUGUAUGUCACCGCCCGGCCCUACACGGCAACCGAGGACGACGAGCUCUCCUUCUGCGCAGGUGCAGCACUGCAGGUCCUACAGAGAACGGACGACGGCUGGUGGUUUGUAAGGUACAGCGGACAGGAGGGUUUUGUUCCUGCCAUGUUUCUCCGGCCCUACAACAACCCGCACGUCCACAUGGUGGCUGCUCAGGACAAGCUCUCUGUGGUGAAUCUGCUAGCCGCUGAGAAACAACACCAGAAGUCCAAGAACAGCAGGAAAGGCUCAUGCAGUGACGUCAGUAGGAUGAGCCUACUGGGGGAAGACCUGUCAGCUAGAAAUGGCCGUGCAGGCAGUGAUGUAAGCAGCAUAGGACUGACAGACGAAGGUUAUUCAGCUGUGAAGAACGGUAUGGGAACAGACUUCAGCAGGAAUAGCCACAACUUCGAUAAAGCGGACGUUCAAGCACAAGAACAGCUUCAGACAUCCAGCAAAUUUGACUUGCCCAAGAUUACAAUCAGUGUUGUUGACUCUGAUGCUGGUUCUGAUUGCUGUGGUCAGACCAGGUCAAACAAUGAUGCCACUUUCCGGGUAAACCGUGUGCUGAGCCAUACUGACAGUCCAACAGCAGCUGAGUCUGUCUAUCCUAGGCGCAGAGCCCAUUCUGAAACAAGGCAAGGCACACCACGCUCCCCAAGGAUCCCUCCUCGGCCCACACAACAAGAAAUUAUACAGAAGUGUUCCCCAAUGACCCGGCGGAGGUUACUGUCAACACUAAGCACGCCCACCAGUGAUGAUGACUGCACUUCUGUGGAAGAGGAGUCAAUGAGAAAUGUCUGGACUGGCCGAGAGAGAAAGGAUUCUGGCUUGGGCAUAGUUAAUCCUAGUUUUGAGCCCUGUGAGCAUGACACUGACAUUAUCUCUUUAGAAACAGGAAAUGGACACAAUUGCAGCCCAUUUGAUGUCCAACCAGUCUUUAGUGAUUACAAUUCCUCUAGUGAGCAGGAACGAGAAAUACCCCAGCAUAAAACAAGCACAAUCACUGUAUCUGGAAGCACUGGUGCAGAGAGUGUUGGGAAGUUUAUCAGAAAUAACAAAUUCUGGAUGACACUGAAAUUGAAAAGGUGAAAUGAAAAUUUUGGAGUAAACAGAUCACAUGGCUUCUAUGGUGUAGGGACUAAGCAAUAACAAUUCUAGACUGGCUUUCCUGAUGAUUCACCACCUGUGUUUUGAUUUCAGGACGUUUUAAAACCUAACCCUAAUCCUAACUCGAACAACAUAGAUUGAGCUGCAAACAUCUGACAGCGAAAUGUCCUCGUGGAAAAAUGUCCUGAUAGGCUGAUACCCUAGAUUGUACAGUGUACACUACAGCCAAAAGCAUACAUUUUUGGACCCCUUGCCCACAUUCAGACACAAUAUACCACAAGCUUUAUGCU